AUGCUAGUAUGGAAUAUCAGAGGGGCCUCCCGAAGGGACUCUUUGAGCUAUCUGAAGAAGUUGUGCUUCGACAACAAGGUUAGGUUACUAUUCCUAUUAGAGCCAAUGUCUGCGGAAUGUCAGUUGGAGGUGGUUCGGAGGUAUUUAAACUUUGAUUUUUCAGCUCUUUAUAUUGGUGGUGAAAUAUGGGUGUUUUGGUCGUGCCUCUUACGACUUAGUUGUGUCGAGUACGCUGAGCAAAUGCUUCAUGCUCACGUUUCCUUUGGCUCUGGGGCAUCCUUUUGGGUGUCUGCGAUAUAUGCUAAGUGCACGAGGGUUGGACGGCGGCCUCUCUGGGAGGCAAUGGAAAGUGUGGCUUCCUCGAUCUCACACAACCAACCCUGGGUAGCAGCAGGCGAUUUUAAUGUCAUAGCUUCAGCAGCGGAGCGUGAAUGGGGGGAUCCAGCUAAUGUACAGAAUAUAGAUGAAUUUAAUGCUUCCAUGUUCAAAUGCGGGCUAUCUACAAUUGAUUUUGAUGGAUCUCGAUUCACGUGGACUAAUGGGUCAGUCUGGCAGCGCUUGGAUCGGGCAUUGGGGAAUAGGCGGUGGUCCGAGGCCUACCCGCUUUCUAGGGUCUCCCAUAUGGCCAGAGGGAGAUCGGAUCACAGCGCGUUGUUGAUUCGAUGUGCAGGCUAUAGGGCUGCAUCGUCUUGCUUUCGGUUUCUUAAUGUUUGGUGCGGGCACCCCCAGUUCCGGGAGAUAGUGUCGGCCGCGUGGAGUACAGAGGUCUCUGGCAUGGGGAUGGUUAGAUUUUACAACAAGCUCAAAGCAGUGCGAGAUGCAUUGAAGCAAUGGAACCGUGUGGUGUUUGGUAAUGUUUCUUCUAAGGUGGCGGAGGCGGAGCAAGAGCUAAAACAGACGGAGGCGGAGUACGAUUUGGUUAGAAGUGAGGAGUCAAAGAUUCUUCUUCAUGAGGCCAGAGCGAGAUACAAUCGGGCACUUUCUAUAGAGUGUGAGUUUUGGCAUCAGAAAGCAGGUAUUAAAUGGUUACAGGCGGGGGAUGCUAAUACUGCAUUUUUUCACUCUUGGGUCCGUCAGCGUCGAAACUCGAAUUUCAUUUCCCGUAUUAGGAAAGAGGAGGGGGGAUGGCACGAAGACCUGCAGGAGAUUAAGAACUCAGCGAUAUCCUAUUUUUCGGACUUGUUUGCAUCCAACCGCCAGGUGCAGCCCCUCACUGAGCUUCCUUUUGAGGUUCCUAGAGUCACCCAAGAGGAUAACGAGAUCAUGAAACAGCUUCCUACGAUGAAGGAAAUCCAUGAGGUAGUGUUUGGAAUGGACACCCAGAGCGCUCCGGGUCCGGAUGGGUUUGGAGCAGGAUUUUUUCAAAGCUGCUGGGACAUGGUUAAGGAUGACUUGCUUAUGGCUAUCCAGGACUUCUUUCAGGGUAUGGAGCAACCCAGGAGCUGGUCACACUCUAUGGUGGUGCUCAUCCCAAAGAUGGACGGUGCAUCCCACUGGCGCGAGUUUCGGCCUCUUAGUCUUUGUAAUGUAAGUUCUAAGGUUGUGUCUAAGAUAUUGGCGGUCAGGAUCAGUAAGCUCCUCCCGAAGCUCAUUUCACCAUGGCAAACAGGGUUUGUUCCAGGGCGUGGGAUAGUGGACAAUGUUUUAUUGGCCCAGGAGCUGAUUUUAGACUUGGAUAGGAGGUUGAUUGACCCGAAUUUGAUAUUGAAGCUCGACAUGGAGAAGGCAUAUGAUCGGGUUGACUGGUCGUUUUUACUUUUUCUGCUCAGGCAGUAUGGUUUUGAAGAGGUAGUAGUGGAUUUGCUCUUUCGAACGUUUUCUAACACUUGGUUCUCGAUCCUAGUUAAUGGGGAACCAACGGGCUUUGUGAAGUCAUAUCAGGGGGUGCGACAGGGUGACCCUCUUUCUCCUGCGCUCUUCUUAUUCGUGGCGGAUUUUCUUGGGAGAGGGCUGCAAAGGCUUUUUGAUUCCAAGGACAGUAGAUACUUUGUAUCUGCUGGGUCGAAAGUGUCGUAUUUAGCCUUUGCGGAUGAUAUGAUCAUCUUUACUCGGUGCUCGCAGGACGCGUUGGUGUCCCUUAAGGAUUUUUUGCAGCUCUACCAAAGUUGUUCUGGCCAGAAGGUGAAUAUUGCUAAGAGUGCCUUUUACGCAUCGGCCUGGGUGACGGACACCCAGUGGACCCUUGUUAGCACGACCCUAGGGUACCAGUGCCAGGGGUUUCCGUUCAAGUAUCUAGGUGUGCCGCUGAUUCGCGGCAGGGUUACAUGUGCAGCGUUUGAUGCGUUGCUGGGCAAGGUUCGCCAAAAGCUAUACCAUUGGAGCUCAAAGAUGCUAUCUAUGGGGGGGAAGAUUGUCCUUUUACGAAGUGUCAUGUGUUCCCUUCCAGUCUACUUACUCCAGGUGCUCCAACCCCCGAAGGCGGUGCUGCUGCAUUUCGGCCGAGUGUGCAAUGCUUUUUUGUGGGAUUCCUCUAUUGAUAGCAAACGGACCCACUGGGCGGCGUGGGAUAAGGUUUGCCGUCCGGUCGAGGAAGGGGGCCUGGGGUUUCGCUCCUUUGAGGACAUCACAAAGGCUUUCUCUUGUAAGCUCUGGUGGAAGUUGCGGGAACGGGCGUCCAUUUGGGCAGAGUUCAUGCACGUCAAGUAUGUCAGAGGGGGGCAUCCUCUUCUAGUUUCAGUUGACCGCCCGUCCCCAGUUUGGCGCCGGUUGGUAGAAGUGAGGGGGUUUGCGGAGGGUAAUAUCCGGUGGUGUCUGGGGGAGGGCUUAGUUGACUUCUGGCAGGACAGGUGGUGUACUGAUGUUCCGCUCGCUAGCUUGGUGCCAGGCCCUAAGUCUCACAGGUUGGUAGGGGAAUUUUUUCUUUCUGAUGGUUGGGAUGAGCAGUGGCUCAGACGGCUUCUUCCGGGGCACUUAGUGUCGAAGGUCAUGGAGCUGCGAAUAUUCCCCAAUAUGCAAGACCAGAUGAUUUGGGCGGCGUCACCUUCGGGGAGCUUUACUGUAUCUUCAGCUUGGGACGUUCUUCGCUCAACGCACAAUCGAUCUGUUGUUGAUUCAUUGGUCUGGAGCUCGGUGGUCCCCCUGAAGGUAUCCUUCUUGGCGUGGAGGUUGUUGCGUGGUUGGCUCCCCUUGGAUGAUCUCCUUCAAGGGAGAGGAUUGAGGUUAGCGUCAAAGUGUUACUGUUGUGGCCUCGCUCCAGAAACGGGAGACCAUCUUUUUGUCUCGGGACCUUUAGCGAGCAGGGUCUGGCGGCACUUCUCCUGCCGCUUUGGGCUGGUAGUCCAGGGGAGUGGGGUGGCAUCGAGGCUAUCAUGUUGGCUCUUGUCUCACCGGUUUGUCUCACAGAAUCAUAUUCGUGUCAUUCUCCCUCUCUUAAUCUUGUGGUUUAUUUGGAAGGGCCGUAACAAGGCCCGCUUUGAGGGGGUGAGUAUGUCGUCAGAUCAGGUAAUCGACCAGGUGUGCGCAUUUGUCGAGCAGUUGGGCAGGGGGGGGCUGCUCAAGUUCGAGUUUUUCAAAGGGGACACAGAUUGUGACUGGGUGAAGCUCGGUAAGGUCAAGGGAAAAUUGGUACAGCUUCGUGCCUUUCCUUGGGCAAAACCUACAGGGCAAGCGGUGAAACUCAACACUGAUGCUAGUGUGGUACGCGGGCGUUCAAGUGGUGGAAGGGUGGUGCGCUCGGCUGAGGGUAAUUUAGUGUUUGCAUUUUAUAAGGAGUUUGGAGAGAAAGACGUUCUCUCCUCAGAGGCGUUGGCUUUGCUGGAGGGUCUUCGUUAUUGCCAGGAUAGCAAUCUCACGGGGGUCAUAGCGGAAGUGGAUUCUAGUACUUUAGUGCAUCUCGUGUCCUCUAAGAUGACGUCUUGCUGGCCGUUAUGUAACACGAUUAGGCAUAUUCGGAGCUUGGUGGCAAAAUUGGGGGUGUCGUUGGUUCACACGUUCAGAGAAGCAAAUGCGGUUGCCGACGCGUUGGCCUCCUCGGAUCUACGAGCGGAGGCCCGCUUCUUGAGUGAAAUAGCUCUCCCUUCUAAAGUUCGGACUCUUUUGCAGUUAGAUAGGCUGUCAACUCCGUAUGUGAGAGUCUAUGCGAAAGGAACUUCUGGUGGGUUGGCUCUUUUGUGGAAAAAAGAUCUCGACAUAUCAUUGAACCGCUUUGCUAAUAGUUUUAUUAAUCGCAAUGUUCAUAUGCCAAAUUAUACCCGGCGUUUAACUGGAUUCUAUGGACAUCCUGAUGCUUCAAAGCGGAAAUAUUCCUGGGAUUCUCUUAGACAAUUAAGCAACCAAUCUCAGCUUUCCUGGCUUUGUAUCGGCGAUUAUAAUGAGGUCCUUAGUCAGAAUGAAUUUCAAGAUAAUAUCCUAAUUGCUUACGGAGUUAAUCACUCUUUUAAAUCCAAGUCUGUAGACAAAGAGGGAUCCAUGUCCAUUAAAUUGGACAUGAGCAAGGUUUUUGAUAGGGUUGAGUGGCCUUUUCUUAAAGGAAUGAUGUUGGCUUUAGAUUUUCAUCCAUCUUUUAUUGAUCUUAUUUCCAGUUGUUUUUCUACUGUUUCUUAUUCCUUUCGGCUGAAUGGUGUUCAAUUUGGUUAUCUACAACCUCAGCAGGGCAUUAGACAAGCCGAUCCAAUUUCUCCAUUUUUAUUUCUUAUAUGUACAGAGGCUUUUUCUUCUUUAUUACAAGAAGCAGAAGCUUGUGGUAAAUUGUUAGGAGUUCGAAUAUGA
Molecule: messenger RNA, 4707 nt
Organism: Coffea arabica (coffee)
Lineage: Eukaryota; Viridiplantae; Streptophyta; Magnoliopsida; Gentianales; Rubiaceae
Source: RefSeq, a predicted model, not a curated record